UUUCACGGAAAGUUUGAUCAUGGCGCGCUCGUCGGAGUCUCGAGCGGUGAGUUUCCGGCAGCUGAAGUCGAACGAAGAUUCUUUCGAACUGUUUUGGGAAGAUGAGGAGGACAAAAAGCCAAAACGAAAUUUUUUUGAUGAUGAUGACUCAUCGUUCAGCUGGAUCAGUUCAGAGGAAGUGGCUGACUUGAGGAAGCAGCAUCGUCGUUUAACGAGUAACAAUGAUGACGAUGAUGAUGAUGAUGAGCCACUUGGAGAAGCAUGGGGUGGUGUAGAGUACAGUUUGAAUCCAGGAUCAAAGCCCCGCUCAAAGUCAGCUGCUCAAUCUGUGCGAGUUCACCCACUGUCCUCAGCCACUUCUAGUAAUCAGAAUUCCAGUAAACAAAGUUUGUCUUUUGAAGGUACAAAAUCUCAAACUCCACCAAAAAGGCCGCCAGCUCCAUCUACACAGCGAGUUAUAACCACCUCAUCAUCCUCUGUAACUACAGUGUCUUCAUCAUCCUCAUCAAUGUCGCUGCCAGCAGCAACUGUGAGAAACCAGACCUCUAAAGUAACAACCACCCAAGCUGCCUUACACAGUGUGUCAUCAUCAAUAAAAGAUGUCAUAAGCAAUUCCCCUCAGGUCUCAGUCAUGGAAUAUAAAAGACUUGAAGCUGAAGUUAUUCAGCUGAAGAAAAAUCUGCAGGCAGCGCAAAGAGAAAAAACAGCACUGCCUUCAGUUCAAGAGACUGUUAGAAGAAUUAUUUGUGGGGAGUCCUAUAACCUUGGGGUUUAUAAGUCACUAAAAGACAAAUUGGACCUCUUGGACCAUGCCAUAAAAAUGCACGAUGGAAAUGCCAUAAUGGCUGCGGUCUUGUUCUUAAGGAAGUCGGUAAAACAACGAAUCCUUCAUAAUGAGUUGACGACGCGUCCCAAAGCUGUACACCACUUGAGCAAAUACCUGAGUGAACAUUAUGAUUACACUGAACUCACGGAGUUGUACCAUUCUGUUGGUAGAUACGAAGAUGCAGCAAUGCUUCAAUUUAAACAAGCCAUUAAAACAAAAGACGCUGGUGUUAGGUUAACAAAGCUUAAACAAAUUCUCAGGCACUAUUUUGAAGGUCAUCUUGAACUGGCCGAACAAACGACUUAUCUGACAGAAUAUAUUGAUUUAAUAGAGCAACAAUUAAGUAUUGAGGACGCAGAUUCUCGUGCAGAGCGUGAAAGAAAGAAUCAAGCUAUGGUAACACACCCGAGACAAGCUCCGUUGCCGCUGUGCUCAGUAAUUGUGACACUGUACUACUGCUGUCGAUAUCACUAUGGAGAACCUGAGAGUGUCUUCACCAGUCCUUUGGCUAUUCGCGCUAGAUUUCAGCUAUCCGAUAAGCAGUAUGAAUGGACAGCGUUAUCUUCCCGAGCUAAGAUCAAACAAUGGAAAGGACUGGAACAGAUGUUUACAGCAAAAGGAUGGUUAGGUAAAGUUAAAAUGAAAUCAGCGAUAGGAUUCACUCAAGUUGUCGAUUUACUUCAUCAACACGGUGCCUCUGAACAGGUGUUGAACACUUACCUAAAGUUAAUUGACGACCUUAACCAACGGCUUUCAUCGGCGACGAAAACAAAAUGCCAUAGUGCAGCUAUUGAGACCUUAGUUGCCAUGAAGGAUCGCCAACAGCUUGAAAAAUACAGAAAACAGCUGAAAGGGACCGCGCGCGAGCAAGCCAUAAUCACAGAAUACCUCAGCAACUCGCAACUCCGAUGGAAAAACUGAAGUUCAAGAAAUCGAUUCAGGAAAACUGAUUGUUAAUUUUUUUAAAAUUUUUUUUAAUUUAAUUUUUUUUUAAACUUUUUCCAGGUAUUCAGUGAGUAAAACGGUAAAAUAGUAGCAGCUAGGGGGAAUGAAAAAGCGAGGGAGGUCUGGGUCGGGUCGGGAACUCGAUCCCACCUCCUUCGCUUUUCGCGCGGCUGCUUCUUUUUCGCCGUCUUACAAACUGAAUGCCUGUGAAAAGCUAUCUAUAUAUGAGAUUGAUAUCAAAUAUUAGAAUCACAUAUGUGUAGAGAAGUCGUUGCUGGUUAUGACCGUUCAACGGUAGCAACACGUCAUGUUACAAAUUAAAAAACUGGUCGUUUUUUUUGUUAUAAA
Molecule: messenger RNA, 2119 nt
Organism: Stylophora pistillata
Lineage: Eukaryota; Metazoa; Cnidaria; Anthozoa; Scleractinia; Pocilloporidae
Product: spermatogenesis-defective protein 39 homolog
Biological process (GO): vacuolar transport; intracellular protein transport
Cellular component (GO): cytoplasm
Source: RefSeq, a predicted model, not a curated record